This is a messenger RNA of Williopsis jadinii, 2506 nucleotides long. It is a transcript of the gene RIX1, whose product is annotated as Rix1p. Bases 226 to 2436 code for a protein of 736 amino acids. The record is from RefSeq and is a predicted model, not a curated record. Gene Ontology annotation, cellular component: nucleus. Gene Ontology annotation, biological process: rRNA processing. NCBI's taxonomy places the organism in Eukaryota, Fungi, Ascomycota, Saccharomycetes, Phaffomycetales, Wickerhamomycetaceae. The transcript has a single exon.
UAGAUCUGUGAGGUUGAUGGAGAUCACUUGAUCAUCUUACGUGGAUUUGUGCGUUAGUACUCCUUCGUGUUUGAUUCCGGGUCCCCAAGCUUUCAUUGUUGAUUCCUUUUAGGGCUCAUCGGCAUCUCAUCUCGAUGUGAAAUUUUUCAAGGACAUAACUUCUUCGGAGCUUUAACAACUCCAACACGGUGAGAGCAACUCGGAGUGAGACUAAAAGUGAGGAAUAUGGUUACUCCUGCCAUCCCAAUCUCCUUGAUAUUGGAGAUCCUUGAGGAUCCUAAGCCGGCCCAUGUAAAGCACGUUCUCAAAUCAUUGUAUCUCUGCCCAGAGACCGUGACAUCUGCGUCAAAGGCAGAUCUCAACCAUUUUGUUUCAAGAACUGCAAACUUGUUGAACAGCAGGGAAGAUUAUAAGAGAUGGUUUGGAUGUCACAUCGUGCAGAUUGUGUCUCUGAAUCCUGUUGUGAUCACCACAUCCGGUGUCGGCUUCAUCACUGCGCUGUUGAAACUGGUCCAUCACCAAACCUCUGUUACCACUGUGGUGUUCCAGAAUGCGGUUUUGGCCUUGAACUCGAUCAUCAUCAGCAUCAGAGGUAAGCCUGUCUUAACGAGGGAGAUUCUCACUCCAAACUUGCCGAAUAUCAUCUCAGCUCUGUUGGAAAACUUGGAAAGAGACGUUUUUACUGUGCUGCCAAUCUUGAAACAGCUAUUGGUAAAGAACACUACAACUUUCAAACCAUUUGUUAAAAAGCUGGAAACCAAGCUGGUCAAACUGUUGGUUGAGAAUUUCCACACCCUGGAUAGCUCAUUACAAGAGGAGGUGUGCCAAACGUAUGCGUACCUCAACUUGAUCAAACCAACUCAGCACCAAACCCAACCUGGAUCUGCUCAACCACUGCCUGAUGACCAAUGGAGACUGAAGAUCUUACAGCUUAUGGAUGAAACUCGCAAUGUCAUCAUGGUGUAUGAUAAUAUCAUUGAGCUAAGCUCAGAAAGAGAGUCUAUGGAUCUUAUCAAGCAAUUGCCAAGUUUUGAAAAGAACGACCAUCACAUCUUCCCAUUUCUGCACAUUGACUUAUCCCAACCGAUCACAUUGGUUUCUAUAUCUGAGAGAAUUGAUGUGUUGCUAAAACUGUUGACAGCGCUCAUCACGGUGCCAACGCCAUUCCCUGUUCGUAUUCCGUUGGGACAGUUGGUGCAAUUGGGGAACUUAUUGAUGGGUAUUUCACCAAAUUACAUCUCGAUAAAGCCAGAGUUGAAGAAAGACCACGACCUCAAACAGAUGAUUUUAAACGAUAUCAUCAAGACUCAAAUCCACGGUUGCAACUUGGUUCUUAACAUCUCAAAGACUUACAAAAAAUUGGUAUUACCUCAUUUCCCUUCUAUUUUGUCAAGUUUAGAGGUUAUUGUUCCUAUUAAGAACGAAAAGGGCAAGAAAGGUAUCAACAUUGACACCCAGUGUGCACUAAACAUGGAGUCAGACCUUCUUCAGGUCAUUCAAACUGUGACGGAAUUGUUACACUUGGUGGAUUCGCUAACGGAAUUUGAACUUGUGAAUAAACUCGUUGACGUCUCCAUUCUUCUCCUUUCAAAGAGAACACCAUUGGAGAGUCUGUUGCAGAAACAGCCAGUGCCAACGAGCAUUGAGAACAAUUCACAGAGUCAAAAGAAUAAGAAGAAGAAGAAAAGCAAAGAUACCACACCGUUGGCUGAUAUUUUAUCACAUGCAGAGUUGUUUGAACUGGAUCCACCAAAGCGUACUGUCCAGGUCAUCGUAUCAUUCUUUGGAGUUUUAAUUAAGAAAGUCAGUAAACUCGAUGCAAAUUACAAGAUUAAGGUCAUCAAGUAUAUCAUUGCCAGUGCUGUUAAGCAACAAUCCAUUAACGGCACGAUAAAUGCUCUCACUGUGGAAUUGCUGGAGUCGCUGGUCCUGUUCCCAGGUGUUGGUGAAGUUUACUCUGUCUUGCCAAUCGUUAAGAGACUGUUACCAAACAAUGAGAAGUUGAGUCUUCUAACCAACCCAAGAUUCCCUAUUCUCGAUGUAAAGUACAAGCCUCGUGCCCAAGAGACUGUUGAAGACGACGAAGACGAAGACAUGGAUGAAAUUGAGGUUUCUGUUGUGGAAACCAUAGUCAAGGACACCUUUGUAGAGGACUUAAAGAUCGCAAAGGAGGUGCCAAAAGAGACUCCAGCUGUCAGUGUGUUCAAGACAGAGGAACAGAUACAGACUAUGGAGUUCCCAAGUGAAGAUGCUCAGCCUACUGAUGAGGCAAAGACCCGUCCACUGGAAGAAGAGGACGACACCCCUUCCAAACGCAUCAAGAUCCAGCAGUCAGCUCAAAUUGCUGAGACGGAAAAACACAUCGAAGAUGAGAGCGAGAACGAUGGGAGUGACUUUGAGAUCCCGCUUAUCGAUAUCGAUAGUGAUGAAGAGUGAUGAGAUGGGAUGGGAUGUCUGGGUGUCGUGGUGUCUGGGUGUCUGGGUGGCGUGGUGUCUGGGUGUGUGG